CUAAUGCGGCCAGCGGGAGACCACGUAUCGUGUGCCCGAGUUUUAUUCGAGGAGGCGGCGGUUAGACUCGCAGGCCGACUAGCCGGAUCAGUUGGGAUUACGAUUAGGGAUGUGGUACUGGAAAGAUGAAACCAGAACUCUUGAAUUCAGAAGUUUUACACCUGCAGUAGAACUCAAAGAAAGAGGAAAGAAAGGCAAAGCAGUUCACUUUGCUGAAAUUGAUGGUCCAGCUUCAGACAGGUUGACAGAUAAAAGGUUUGCUUUAAGAGAUGAUAAGUCACCCAAAGGCUUAGAGAAACGAAGUCAGCAGGGCAACGUUACACUCCACGAUGCUAAAUUUGUUGCUUUGCUUUUGCUACAAGAUACUGAGAUGCAGCAUAUCUGUUCUUUUACAACAUUUAUGAGGAAUAAGAAUCUUGACAAUUUCCUCAUGGCAUUGUUGUACUAUUUAUAUUAUUACUUGGAAAAAAUCUCACAGGAAAAGAAACCCAAAAGCUGUAUGGUGGGCCUUGUAGAGAAAAAAGAAAUGGAAUUGGUUAUCAGUAAGUUAGAAGCAGCACAGAAAUACUUGGCACAGAAGUACUGUGUCCUCGUCCUGGGCUUGGGAAUGCCUGAUAAGCAUCACAUGUGCUGCGGAAAGGGGAAAAUAUCAGAUACACAAAAAGACUGGAAAUUCUUUGAGUCCUUUUAUACUUUCUGUACGUAUGUAGCCUGGAUUGUCUUCCGACGUCAACACUUCACAGAGAUUGAGGAAGAAAUAGGGAGGCUCUUUCGUUCCGACAUGUUCAACAUUCCUCGAAGGAAGCGCGAGGAUGAAGAGUCAGGAGGGGAAAAGAAACGCAUGACUUUUGUACAAUUCAGGAGAAUGAUGGCAAAGCGCCCAGCGAUGAAAAAAGCCAUUAACAUGCGCUCUCCAGUCAUGUCUACUCUGCUGCCCUCUCUCAGAGAAAAAGCUCAGAAUAUCUCUGAGAAAAAGUACCGUCAAGUAGGCAUGAAAUUCCCAGCCCGGAUGCAAGAGCACAAGGAAAAUCUGGACUCUGUGCACAUGCCAAUAGUUGGCAUCCUGGGAGAGCCUCGAUGUCAGUUCAACCCCCAUACCCUUAUCCCCCUCGAUACAGAAGAAAGCAUGAAGUCUGGGAGACAGUCUUCCACGAUAGAAAGAAAUAACAUGAGGAUUCAGGAUACACUAGACUUAGUCAUGAGAGCACUGUCCUCUCAAACAACAUUCCCUAAAUAAUCUGUACAUUCCAUUUCUGUAAUUAAUUCCUGUAUUUGAAGUAAACUACUUUGACUUAAUCACUUUAUACAGGAGUAGUGUUUAUUAUUAAACUUUAAAAGUUGUUCAAAUUAUUUUGUUAAAAGUUCAACAAUAGACUAAAGAAUUCCAGAAAGCUUU
Molecule: messenger RNA, 1396 nt
Organism: Balaenoptera musculus (blue whale)
Lineage: Eukaryota; Metazoa; Chordata; Mammalia; Artiodactyla; Balaenopteridae
Gene: PPP1R36
Product: protein phosphatase 1 regulatory subunit 36
Exons: 11
Coding region: 110-1237 (375 amino acids)
Biological process (GO): negative regulation of phosphatase activity
Molecular function (GO): phosphatase binding
Source: RefSeq, a predicted model, not a curated record